Rhinichthys klamathensis goyatoka is the source of this 2746-nucleotide messenger RNA. It is a transcript of the gene slco1c1, whose product is annotated as solute carrier organic anion transporter family, member 1C1. Lineage: Eukaryota; Metazoa; Chordata; Actinopteri; Cypriniformes; Leuciscidae. Gene Ontology annotation, biological process: transmembrane transport; sodium-independent organic anion transport. The record is from RefSeq and is a predicted model, not a curated record. The transcript is spliced from 15 exons. Gene Ontology annotation, molecular function: protein binding. Bases 456 to 2594 code for a protein of 712 amino acids. Gene Ontology annotation, cellular component: membrane.
UUAUUAAAACAGUGAUGAAACGAUCCGCGCGCGUUUUACGCAUAUGAUGUGAUCAUCCAGAGACUCCGCGCGCUCAUCACGUGCUUCAGCUCAAUCCAUCCAGCCGCGUCAAGCUGAACAAACUCUCACCUCUCAGGAAAGGCUUGUGAAAAACCUAUGGGAUCGACGUCAAAAAGGUUCAACUCUUUGGACAUGUCGAGCUGAAAGCGAAAGAAUCUGAUGUGAGUGGAAGUGUUGGGAAACCCCUCUAGGUUGGUCCUUUCCUCGUCUCCGGGAGUCCGUGGGAAGUUUCUUUCCAUGUGAAAACCACCUGACACAUAUGAUCUGCUCCAUACACACUCAUACUGGACCAGCGGGGACACUUACAUAUCCAUAGAUUGUAUAACAACCAGGAGAAGACGAGACCGGGACGCGGAUCGGAUAUAUAAACUGUUUGGUUUGGGCUGCAUGCAUAAAUGCCAAGAAACGGCAUUAGAGAAACGUCACCCAAAGAAAACGAGAUCUUCUUGAGGAGGAUGGACCUGCCGGACAAGGAGAGACGGUCACCGGAGAACGGCCCAAGGCCCUGUUGCUCAAGCCUCAAGAUGUUCCUCGUGGCCUUGUCCUUUGCCUACUUUGCCAAGGCAUUAUCCGGGAGCUAUAUGAAAAGCACAAUAACUCAGCUGGAAAGACGCUUCGACAUCCCCAGUUACUUAAUAGGUGUCAUUGAUGGCAGCUUUGAAAUGGGUAACUUGUUAGUGAUCGCCUUUGUGAGCUACUUUGGUGCCAAACUUCACCGUCCGAAGAUAAUCGCCAUCGGCUGCCUGUUGAUGUCACUAGGGACUUUUCUAAUUGCCUUGCCCCAUUUUAUAAUCGGACGCUACAAGUUUGAAACAUCGAUUCGAUCGUCAGUGAACUCAACCAGUAUCCUCUCCCCAUGUCCAAUGAGGUCUGCUAGCGUUCUGUCCACAGGUCCAAGCACUUCUUCAGUACCGAGCGCAGGUUGCGAACACGAGUCCAGGUUGUCCAUGUGGAUCUACGUUUUCCUGGGGAAUAUCUUGCGUGGAAUUGGCGAGACCCCAGUGCAACCUCUGGGAAUCUCAUACAUCGAUGAUCACGCUCUGGAGGAAAAUGCAGCCUUCUACAUCGGAUGUGUCCAGACAAUAUCGGUCAUCGGUCCAGUGUUCGGUUACCUGCUGGGGUCCCUCUGUGCCAAGAUAUACGUGGACAUUGGAUUUGUCAACAUGGACAGCAUUAGCAUCACCCCAGGAGAUGCACGCUGGGUAGGUGCCUGGUGGCUGGGAUACCUCAUUGCAGGAUUCAUCACCCUGCUCUCGGCCGUGCCGUUUUGGUUCUUGCCCAAGUCUUUACCCCUGCCAGAGAGACGGCUUGCCAAGUAUUCUCCAGAGCGGACCAGCUUUAUCAAAGACUCGCCCCUCCUGGAGCACAAGUACCAGGCAGACGAGCCAGCAAACUUCCUAGAAAUGGCCAAAGACUUUUUGCCAACACUGAGAUCCCUUUUGGGGAACCCGGUCUACUUUUUGUAUCUCUGCAUCACCAUCAUCCAGUUCAACUCUUUGAUCGGCAUGGUGACAUACAAACCAAAAUACAUCGAGCAACACUACGGACAGUCAGCGUCCAAGGCGAACUUCUUAAUGGGAGUUAUCAACAUCCCAGCUGUAGCCUUGGGAAUGUUCUCGGGGGGUGUGAUCAUGAAGAAGUUCAAGCUGAGCAUCAUGGGAGCAGCCAAGUUUGCACUGGGAACGUCUCUCCUGGGUUAUUUCCUGUCUCUUUUCUUCUUCGCCAUGGGAUGUGAGAAUGCCAACGUGGCCGGCAUCACCAGGUCGUACAAUGGGACGGAAAGUCUUUACAAAGUGGACAGUUCUCUGCUAGCGACCUGCAACGCGGGCUGUCAGUGUCCUGAAGCAAACUGGGACCCCGUGUGCGGCGACAACGGGCUCACCUACGUCUCCCCCUGCCUGGCUGGAUGCCGGACGUCCCACGGCUCUGGAAAAGACACGGUGUUCGAGGAGUGCAGUUGUGUAGCAGUCAGGAAUCAAACGGCCAGCGUGGGCCAAUGCAACAACAGGGAGAGCUGCAAUCAAGUCUUCCCCUACUUCCUGGCUCUGUCUGUCAUCACUUCCUUUAUCAUCUCACUGGGCGGAACGCCGGGAUACAUGCUGCUCAUCAGAUGCAUCAGACCUCAGCUGAAGUCCUUAGCUUUGGGUUUUCACACGCUGACAACACGUACUCUAGCUGGAAUUCCAGCUCCUAUAUACUUCGGAGCCAUCAUAGACACCACCUGUCUGAAAUGGGGUCACAAGAAAUGUGGCGGAAGAGGAGCCUGUCGAAUAUACAACACGACGGCCUACAGGAUAGCAUAUCUGGGCUUGACGCUGGGCUUACGGACAGCUUCCUUCUUCCUGUGUGUGCUUGGGCUGGUGGUGUUACGACGGCACGUCCAGAAGCAAGAGCGCAACACACUCGCAAACGGAGACACGGGGGCCGCGGCCGGAGAACUGCAGGCUCUCAGGAAAGAAGAAAACAACAGCGGUAACUUGGACCAAUGCCCGCGAACCACAGAUUACGACCCAGAACGGGAGACGCGUCUGUGACGCACAACGUACUCGCCAGCGCAGGGAGCAACAGGGCCUGUUUAUACGAGUUACACUUUCUAUUGGACCCAUGUAAAUGAUGUGAAGUAAGAAAAAAAUCUGUUGUUUUGAUAUAGUAGAACUAUUUUUUGAAUGUACAUGCUGUUUUGGGU